AUGGACGAGGAUACACUGCAAGCCAAUAUGGCCACACUAAAGGAGAUGAUAUUAGACGAAGAACGUUUAGUAACUUACGUUUCCCUUAGUAAAGAUCUGUGCAUCCAUGUCAACGAUAGCAAGUUGUUGCUCAAUAAAUUAGUGGAAGAUAUUAGACAAAAAGGCCCAGUAGAUACCAUUAAUGUGAGUUACAUUAUAUCUGGUAUAACAGAAGAUUGUAAAGGACGCACAACUGUAGCGGCAGAACAAAAUAUAGCUGAGGCAAGGAAUACAUUUAAAACAAUAUUUUUCGAGCACGUAUACAGUAUUAGCAAAGGUUUGUCCAACAUAGACAAAGUUGCUUUUUUGGCUGUGUGUAAAUUUGAAGAUUUUCCUCUCUGCACAGGCCUCAUAAAGAGCAGUUCAUGUGUAAAACGCAGUUCAGAUGAAAUAAAUACUUUUAAGUCCAAUAGCCAAGCCACUGAACUAGUUGAACCAAAACCUUCGAGUUCAUUACAAAAGAAGAUAAAAAUAGAACCAAAAGAAAUUGCUAAAAAUGGUCACACAGAGCCUAAAGAAGUUACUAAAGUUCAUGAAACAAAAUCAGAACCAACUAUAAAAAGUGAAAUUUCAUCGCCUAAAAAACAUCAAACCAGUAAUGGAAAGCCCAAACAAGAACUUAAAAAGAAUGGUCAUAAAUCACAGAAGAGUAUUGCUGGGUUUUUCAAUAAAUCAAAUAGUGCUCCUACUAAAACAGUUGAGGUCAUUAAAAGUAAAAAUGAUAUUAAAGAAUUAAAAGCAGAAAAACAAAAUUGUAAAAAAAAUCCAGUAAUGGGAGCAGAACAAAUGGAAAUAGAUGAAGAAGUAGAGAAUAAACAGAAAGAAACAGAGUCUAAAAAAGAGACACAAAACAAAGAGAGACAACAAAAAGAAAUUUCCAGCAAUAAGUCUCUUAAUCAAAUUAAGAGGAAUGCUAAAGUUGACACAAAAAGGAAAAGGGUGUUAUAUAUAUCAGAUAGUGAGAGUGACUGCGAGAACAAUCCUUUUGUUGAUGAUGUGGAGCCCAAUAUUGAACAUGUGUCCGAGGAUGAGAUUCCUCCAACUCCAGCUGUCAAAACUCUAAAGAUCUCAUCAGGGAUCACUAAUCCUAAAAAGAGAAGGAAAAUUGUAGAUAAGACUUACACAGAUGAGGAUGGCUACAUUCUUACUAAAAAAGAGGAAGUUUAUGAAAGCUGCUCAGAUAAUGAAGAGAAAUUGCCCUCCAAAGAAAAUAUAGUUCAAGGAAACCAGGUGAAAGUGCCACCAAAGAUAGAACUGUCUCCUAAGAAGAAUGGUCCUAAGAAUUCUAAGAAACCUUCCCAGAAAGGGAAGCAGGCAACUUUAACGAAUUUUUUCAAGAAAGUGUAAAUGACAUGGUCACUGCCUUACCUCUAAAAUUUGUUCAUAAAAUUCCUAGUUUUCUAGUUUCAAAGAAUUACGCUUUCAACUUCAAUUUUUGAAUUGAAAUUCAGUCACAGAUAGGACAGAUUUAUUGUAACAAUACAGAACUUGCAGAAUUUCCUUUUUUUGUGGAAACUGGAAGUUUUAUCAAAAACUAGUAGUUUCAAAGUUAUUUCCAACAGUAAUAAUAUUUUUGUGCAUUAUAAUUAUCCAUUUAAGGCGACGUGUUAUGAUCCUUGCAUUAGUAUUUGUAAUCAAUCAUGAAUGGAAUAUUUGUUUGAAUUUCACUUUUGGCAAAAGCAUUGAGUGUUUAGUUUUACCCUUAACAGAAUGAGGAUUGUUUAUUUUGU
Messenger RNA from Hyposmocoma kahamanoa, 1769 nucleotides. RefSeq names its product DNA polymerase delta subunit 3 (gene PolD3). NCBI's taxonomy places the organism in Eukaryota, Metazoa, Arthropoda, Insecta, Lepidoptera, Cosmopterigidae. The transcript has a single exon. Gene Ontology annotation, cellular component: nucleus; delta DNA polymerase complex. Gene Ontology annotation, biological process: DNA strand elongation involved in DNA replication; DNA replication; DNA synthesis involved in UV-damage excision repair. Bases 1 to 1386 code for a protein of 461 amino acids. Gene Ontology annotation, molecular function: DNA-directed DNA polymerase activity. The record is from RefSeq and is a predicted model, not a curated record.